Molecule: messenger RNA, 1761 nt
Organism: Cannabis sativa
Lineage: Eukaryota; Viridiplantae; Streptophyta; Magnoliopsida; Rosales; Cannabaceae
Exons: 4
Molecular function (GO): nucleic acid binding; zinc ion binding
Source: RefSeq, a predicted model, not a curated record
AUGGAUGACCAGCGAAACGUUAGAAGGCAGGGUGAGUUGCUUGAGACUGGAGGUGGUCGGGGUGGUAGAAAUCCCCAAAACCCCCGUGGGUGCGGUAGAGGCCGCGGUAGAGUCCCGAGAGGUGGAAAGGAGAAUCCACCUCAGGCCCUGGUUGAUUGGGAACAAAGGGAUGUGACCAGAAUGACCUGGGAAGAGUUUCGGGAAUUAUUCAACGCCAAAUAUUAUAAUGAGGCGGUCCGCAGUGCAAAGCAGAAGGAAUUUGUAGAGUUGGUACAAGGUGAGGGAGCAGUUAAAUUUCUGCAAGAAACCCGAGAGUCUUCUGGUGUUGGUGGGAUCACUAUUCUCCCUAUGUCUGGUCCUGAAAAAGAAAGUGGGGGUUCUACCUUUGAACAGAAGAAAAGAACUUUUCCAUCUUCGGGAAGUUCAGGACAAGGAAAAAGGUUUCGAGGAAACCAGAACAGAGGAGGACGUCAGACUUAUUCCUAUCCUGAGUGCCCGCGUUGCAAGAAGCAUCACCCCGGAACUUGUAACCGGAGAGCCUGCUUUCAGUGUCGUUCGGUGGGACAUCUCAGGAAGGACUGUCCUCAGUGGAAGAAAGAGGAACCAAAACCUGAGGUCAAACCUGUGCCUGCACCUGCUCGCGUCUUUGCUAUAACCCAGGCUGAUGCUGCUGCCAGCCCUUCAUUUGAUAGACCUAGUGAUAUUCUCGAGACGGGGUUUGGAACCCUGCUGCCUAAUGGAGAAUUAAUUAUUUCAAGAAAGUGGAUUAGAUCUGUAAUAAUUAGAAUUGAAGAUAGAGAAUUAAAUGCUGAUCUUGUGGAGUUACCAUUGGCCAAAUUCGAUAUUAUACUUGGUAUGGACUUUUUGUCCAAAUACUCUGCUAGUAUUGAUUGUAAACGGAAAAUGGUGACUUUUGAACCGGAGAAUGAGGAACCUUUUGUUUUUGUUGGUUCGGUCCAAGGUUCUCGUGUUCCAAGAAUCUCAGCGUUGAAAGCUAGGGAUUUGUUACGUAAUGGAUGUGUUGGAUUCCUAGCAGUGGUAGUGGAUUCUAGUAAACCUGUGCUUCUUCGACCUGAAGAAGUUAAAGUGGUUAAGGAAUUCCUGGAUGUGUUUCCAGAGGAAUUGCCUGGAAUACCACCUCAGCGGGAGAUAGAUUUUAUCAUUGAUUUAAUUCCUGGAGCAGAACCUGUUUCAAAGGCACCUUACCGAAUGGCACCUGCUGAAUUAAAGGAACUGAAGAUACAACUCCAAGGGAUGUUGGAUCUAGGGUUCACUCGGCCUAGUGUGUCUCCUUGGGGAGCCCCUGUGCUAUUUGUGAAGAAGAAAGACGGAACCUUGCGGAUGUGUAUUGAUUAUCGGGAGCUGAAUAAGUUAACCAUUAAGAAUAAAUAUCCUCUGCCCAGAAUUGACGAUUUGUUUGAUCAACUUCAGGGCAAAAUGGUAUUCUCUAAGAUUGAAUUGAGAUCUGGAUAUCAUCAGUUGAGAAUUCGAGAAGAGGAUAUUCCAAAGACACCCUUCCGAACCAGGUAUGGUCAUUACGAGUUCCUGGUUAUGUCUUUUGGGUUAACGAAUGCUCCAGCAGCUUUUAUGGAUCUCAUGAAUAGGGUAUUCAAGGAUUUCCUCGAUAAUUUUGUAAUUGUAUUUAUCGAUGAUAUUCUUGUAUACUCUCGGUCAGAAGCAGAACAUGAGCAACAUCUUCGAAUGGUUCUGCAGCGACUUAGAGAUCAUAAACUCUAUGCAAAGUUCAAAAAGUGUGAGUUC